This is a messenger RNA of Paecilomyces variotii, 486 nucleotides long. Its product is annotated as tropomyosin. The record is from RefSeq and is a predicted model, not a curated record. Lineage: Eukaryota; Fungi; Ascomycota; Eurotiomycetes; Eurotiales; Thermoascaceae. Gene Ontology annotation, biological process: actin filament organization; mitotic cytokinesis. Gene Ontology annotation, molecular function: actin filament binding. The transcript has 3 exons. Gene Ontology annotation, cellular component: actomyosin contractile ring; actin filament. The coding region runs from base 1 to 486 and encodes 161 amino acids.
AUGGAUAAGAUCAAGGAGAAAAUGAACUCUCUCCGCCUGGAGGCGGAUGAGGCCCAUUCGAAGGUGGAGGAGCUCAAGAACAAGGUCAAGUCGCUGGAGCAGGAGAACCUGGCAAAGGAGCAGGAGAUCACCUCCCUCACCCACCGAAACCAGCUGCUGGAGGCCGAGAUCGAGAAGCUCGAGACUGGCAUCAAGGAGGCCAAGGACUCUGCCAGCCAGAGUGCCCAGCACGACACCCAGAACGAGGCUCUGCAGCGACGUCUCCAGCUGCUCGAGGAGGAGGCCGAGGAGGCGGAUAAGAACCUUCGUGAGACCAACGAGAAGCUGCGUCAAACCGAUGUCAAGGCGGGUCACUACGAACGCAAGGUGCAGGCUCUGGAGGCUGCCCGGGACCAGUGGGAGAGCAAGUACGAAGAGAUGUCGAAGAAGUAUGCGGAGCUACAGAAAGAGCUGCACGACCUCGAGGUGUCCAUCAGCAACGUCUAG